Molecule: messenger RNA, 3526 nt
Organism: Melozone crissalis (California towhee)
Lineage: Eukaryota; Metazoa; Chordata; Aves; Passeriformes; Passerellidae
Gene: GRAMD1B
Product: GRAM domain containing 1B
Exons: 20
Coding region: 48-2672 (874 amino acids)
Biological process (GO): intracellular sterol transport
Cellular component (GO): endoplasmic reticulum-plasma membrane contact site; plasma membrane; endoplasmic reticulum membrane
Molecular function (GO): sterol transfer activity; sterol binding
Source: RefSeq, a predicted model, not a curated record
AGCUCCGAGCGCCUGGGGGUGGGAGCAGAAGGAGGAAAGGGCGCCCGAUGCCAGCUGCCAACAUGACAGAGACGCUGCAGCUCCCGGCGCUGCGGGUCCCCGAGCAGCAGCAGGUGCUGGAGGGCGGCUGCGCCUGGUCCAGCUCGUCCACCCCGACCCUGCGCAGGAGGCGCUUCAAGAUGAGGAGGAUGAAGAACGUGCAGGAGCAGAGCCUGGAGGCCGGCGGGUACCCGGAGUCGCCUUCCUCCAGCAAGGAAUACCUGCAGCUCCCCUCCAUCGAGAUCACCCCGUCCAGCGACGAGGACACCCCCUGGUCCAACUGCUCCACUCCCAGCGCCUCCCCGCGCCGCAAGCGCUUCCUCCUUCGCAAGUGGCUGCGCGUCCGAGAGAGGAAGGAGUGCAGUGAGAGCAGCAGCCAGCAGAGCAGCCAGCAGAGCAGCCACGACGAUGACUCCGCGCGGUUCCUGAGCCCCUCCGUGCGCGAGGACGGCACCGCCAGUAACUCCAACCGCAGCACGCCCGCCUGCUCCCCGAUCCUGCGCAAACGCUCGCGCUCGCCCACGCCGCAGGACGCCCAGGGGGACGCCAUGGUGGAGAAGGGCUCCGACCACUCCUCGGACAAGUCGCCGUCCACGCCGGAGCAGGGCGUCCAGAGGAGCUGCUCCUCACAGUCAGGCCGCAGCGGGGCCAAGAACUCCAAGAAAAGCCAGAGUUGGUAUAAUGUGCUGAGCCCCACGUACAAGCAGCGCAAUGAGGAUUUCAGGAAACUCUUCAAGCAGCUCCCGGACACCGAGCGCCUCAUCGUGGACUACUCAUGUGCCCUCCAGAGGGACAUUCUCCUGCAGGGCCGCCUCUACCUCUCCGAGAACUGGAUCUGCUUCUACAGCAACAUCUUCCGCUGGGAGACGCUGCUGACAGUUCGCUUGAAGGACAUCUGCUCCAUGACCAAGGAGAAGACAGCCCGGCUCAUUCCCAAUGCCAUCCAAGUUUGCACUGACACUGAAAAGCACUUUUUUACCUCCUUUGGGGCCCGGGACAGGACGUACAUGAUGAUGUUCAGACUCUGGCAGAAUGCUCUGCUUGACAAGCCCCUGUGCCCCAAGGAGCUCUGGCACUUUGUCCACCAGUGCUACGGCAACGAGCUGGGGCUGACCAGCGAUGACGAAGACUACGUGCCUCCUGAUGAUGACUUCAACACCAUGGGCUACUGCGAAGAAAUCCCCGUGGAGGAGAAUGAAGUCAACGACAGCUCCUCCAAGAGCAGCAUGGAGGCCAAGCCCGAAGCCAGCCCUCAGCUGCCAAAGAAAUCUGUCACUGCCAGCACCCUGACCUCCACAGGCAGCAGUGAAGCCCCAGCCUCGUUCGAUGGAGUGCUCCCAGAGGAGGAGGAGGCAGUGGCAGAGAGUCCUGUGGAGAAGGACCUUGGCAUUGCCAACAUCAUGGGAGAGAAAAUCGACAUCAUUGGCCCUGUGAACUCCCCCUCCCUGGACUUCAAUGACAACGAGGACAUUCCCACAGAGCUCAGUGACUCCUCAGACACCCACGAUGAAGGGGAGGUCCAAGCCUUUUACGAGGACCUGAACGGCCGCCAGUACGUGAACGAGGUGUUCAACUUCAGCGUGGACAAGCUCUACGACCUGCUCUUCACUGACUCCCAGUUCCAGAGGGACUUCAUGGAGCAGCGCCGCUUCUCUGAUAUCAUCUUUCACCCCUGGAAGAAGGAGGAAAAUGGCAAUCAGACCAGAGUGAUCCUGUACACCAUCACCCUCACCAACCCUCUGGCCCCCAAAACUGCCACAGUCACUGAGACUCAGACGAUGUACAAGGCCAGCCAGGAGAGCGAGUGCUACGUGAUUGACGCAGAGGUGCUGACCCACGACGUGCCCUACCACGAUUAUUUCUACACCAUCAACCGCUACACCUUGACUCGCGUCGCCAGGAACAAAAGCCGGCUCAGGGUUUCCACAGAAUUGCGCUACAGGAAGCAGCCGUGGGGGCUGGUGAAAUCCUUCAUUGAGAAGAAUUUUUGGAGCGGCCUGGAGGAUUAUUUCCGUCACUUGGAGAGCGAGCUGACCAAAACAGAGAGCACGUACCUGGCUGAGGUGCACAGACAAUCCCCCAAAGAGAAGGUGAGCAAGCAAUCCACGGUGCGGCGGCGGAAACGCGCCCACGCCCACCUGAGGGUGCCACACCUGGAGGAGGUGCUCAGCCCCGUGACCACCCCCACGGAUGAGGAGGUCGCCCAUCGAAUCAAGCACGUGGCAGGUUCCACUCAGACACGGCACAUCCCUGAGGAGAGCCCCAGUGGCUUCCACCUGCAGAGUGUCUCCAAGCUGCUCCUUGUCAUCAGCUUUGUUCUGGUGCUGCUGGUCAUUCUCAACAUGAUGCUGUUCUACAAGCUCUGGAUGUUGGAGUACACCACGCAGACGCUGACGGCGUGGCAGGGCCUGAGGCUGCAGGAGAGGUUACCCCAGUCUCAGACAGAGUGGGCCCAGUUGCUGGAGUCCCAGCAGAAGUACCACGACUCCGAGCUGCAGAAAUGGCGCGAGAUCAUCAAAUCCUCCGUGAUGCUCCUGGACCAGAUGAAGGAUUCUCUAAUAAACCUCCAGAAUGGAAUCGGGUCCAGGGACUUCGGGUCAGAUCCAGAGGAGAAAAGGAAACGUUUCCAUUGACAGGCAGGAAUGCAGGAGGCCAGAGGACGGUGUGCAAUAUGUGUAAAUAGGAUAUAUAAAUAUAUAUAUAAAUAUAUAUAUAUAUACAGAUAUAAAUAUAUAUAUUAUAUACAGAUUUUAAGAGAAAAAAAAAAAAGAAAAAAAAACCAAGAAAAAAAAAAAAGCCUAAAGAGGGGAAGGAGUGACCUCCAACACUGGCUGAACUGGAGGGGCUCUGGGAGUGUGGGGUGUGUGUGUGAGGGAGGGCUGUGCUCUCCCAGCACUGGGGUGUGCUUAGGGCAGUGCCCAGCUCUGCUCCCUGGGCCCGUGCACUGCUCCUCUGUAAUAUUGCUGUCUGUCUGUCUGUCUGUUCUGUUUCUGUUGUCUCAAAGGGAAGCAUCAGUGUGAGUGCCCCCCAUCCCCUCCCUGUGCAUGGAGCUCCCUGCUUUGCUCUGCUAUCCCCCAAGGGGACACUGUCACCCCCUCACCUGCUGGCACACAGGGUUGGCAAUGCUGCCAAUCCUGGCAAAGCUGCUUUGGAGAGCAGGGGGAGCUGCUGUGGCUCUCUGGAGGGCAGAUCCCCCUGGCAGGAUUUUGGAAAUUGCUGUCAGGCUGGCUCAGAGAGCAGAGCACAGAGCUGCAAUCCCUUCCACAACGCCCCUGUGCUGCUCCUGCCUCCCAGGUGAGUGUGACAGCGUGACAGUGUCCCCUUUACCUGUGCUCUGCCACCCCUGUGCUGCAGGUCUGCAUCGGUGCUGGAAUCACCACCCAGAUUUAAACACACAACCAAAAUUAGGAUGGAUUUGCACACACUCCCACCACCCAGCUCAGCAAAUCUCUCUCCUGUUUGUUCACCCAGCCCUUGUCUUGUUAAA